AAGAAGAGUAUCAAAGCCAAAGCAGCAGCAACAGACAAACAUGAAUAUGAAGGGCAUGGCUACAGUCCUGGCUGUGAUAUUCUGUGCUACAAUUGUUCAAGGCUUCCCCAUGUUCAAAGGGGGACGGUGUCUUUGCACACACCCUGGAGUAAAAGCAGUGAAAGUGGCAGAUAUUGAGAAAGUCUCCAUAAUUUACCCAAGUAACAGCUGUGACAAAACAGAAGUGAUUAUCACCCUGAAAACACAUAAAGGACAAAGAUGCCUAAAUACCAAGUCAAAGCAAGCAAAAGUUAUAAUCAAGAAAGCUGAAAGAAGGAAUUUUUUAAAAUAUCAAAAAGUAUGAAGUCCUGGAAAGGAGGAUUUGAAAACGUAGAACAAGUGUAACUGACUACUGACAUGAUAAGAAUUCUGCAAUAGGAAACUGACUUUCUCCUGCCUGUUGUAAUGAACAUUCAUGCAUUUCUAGGUUAGGAAACUUUCUAGGAGAUUCGAUGCUUGUAACUAUUCUGCUGUGGCUAUGAAAACAUUUCUGUCUCUAAAAGUUAUCUGUCUGUAUUUGACCUAUAUUUUAUAUUACAAUAUGUAUUAUUGCUGAAAUCAAGACCAUGACUCAUAAGUCAAAAGCAUCCAUGAACAUUCCCUAAGUAUUUUUUUAUGCAAAUCCACAUUCCUUUUCCUAAAAAUUGGAAAAAGUCCUUAAACGCCAUCUUGUUUUAUAAAAAAGGCUAUAAUUCAUGAAAUGUACUAUGAAGACAAUUAUAAGCUAAGGGUAACUGGUAAGAGUGCAAAUAUUUCAUAACAGAAU
Delphinapterus leucas (beluga whale) is the source of this 805-nucleotide messenger RNA. RefSeq names its product C-X-C motif chemokine ligand 11 (gene CXCL11). Gene Ontology annotation, molecular function: chemokine activity. The record is from RefSeq and is a predicted model, not a curated record. Gene Ontology annotation, biological process: defense response; immune response; chemotaxis. Lineage: Eukaryota; Metazoa; Chordata; Mammalia; Artiodactyla; Monodontidae. Gene Ontology annotation, cellular component: extracellular region.